ACCCACAUGUCGUCAUCACAUGACUAAAAGGUGCAAUGCCAUAGUCAAUGUGAAAAAUUGCAGGGAGAGCUGGUAGCAACAAUAUGAUCAAAGAAAGCAUUCGUAUACUUGUUGAAUUCACAAGGGAUUUCUCUUUGUUUUCAUCCCUCGUUCUCUGGUUCAUUCUCAGUUACAUUUCUUACACCCACAAUCCCACAAAUUAGAGAGGAUGUGUGUUAAGACAAAGCCUUGUUUCUGGCUCUUUGUGCUUUUGUUGCUAUUCGUUUACCAUAGGACUUGCUUCUCAAUUGGAGAUGACACCCUUUUGGUUGGCCAAUCUCUCUCUGCAAACCAAACUCUAAUAUCUCAAAACGGCAUUUUUGAACUCGGUUUCUUCAAGCCAGCCGCUUCUUUUAGCAUUUACCUAGGAAUAUGGUAUAAGAACUUCGCAAAUAAGACGAUUGUUUGGGUAGCCAAUAGGGAGAGCCCUUCCAACAACCCUGCUUCAUCGAAGCUUGAAUUGUUAUCUGAUGGCAAUCUUGUCCUGCUGAAAAAUUUCACCGAAACAGUUUGGUCAACAGCUCUUGCAUCUUCAGUGCCGAAUACUAGUAAAGCAGAAGCAGUAAUUCUUGACGAUGGAAACUUUGUCGUAAGAGAUGGCUCAAAUCCAUCUGCCAUAUACUGGCAGAGUUUUGAUUAUCCAACUGACACAUGGCUACCUGGUGGAAAGCUUGGAAUCAACAAGCACACUGGGCAAGUGCAGCGGCUUAUUUCAUGGAAAAACCCAGAAGAUCCUGCACCAGGUAUGUUCUCGAUUGGGAUCGACCCAAAUGGAAGCAGUCAGUUUUUCAUAGAGUGGAACAGGUCACACAGGUAUUGGAGCAGUGGUGAUUGGAAUGGAGAAAGAUUUACCUUGGUACCUGAGAUGAGAUUGAACUAUAUUUUCAAUUAUAGUUAUGUAUCAAAUGAAAAUGAAAGCUAUUUCACCUAUUCUUUGUACAAUACCUCAAUUCUUUCAAGAACCGUGAUUGAUGUUUCAGGACAGAUCAAACAAUUCAGUUCUUUGGGAGAUUUUAGGGAUUGGUUUCUUUUUUGGUCUCAACCAAAAUACCAAGCUGAUGUUUAUGGUUUAUGCGGGGCUUUUGGAGUCUUUCAUGUAAAUUCAUCAACUCCUUGUGGAUGUCUCAGAGGUUUUAGACCAUUUGUAGCAAAUGAUUGGUCAAGCGGUUGCCUUAGGAUGUCUCCUUUGCAUUGUCAACAUAGGAAAAAUAUUGCAGUGUCAAAUGAUGGGUUUUUAAAGAUGUCGAAUCUAACAUUACCAGGAAAUUCAAAAGCAUAUCAGAAAGUGAGUUAUGAAAGAUGCAGAUUGGAUUGCAUUGAAAAUUGUUCUUGCAUGGCUCAUGCCUAUAAUGAUAAUAAUGGUGAGUGUCUUUUAUGGGAUGGAGCUCUUAUAAACUUACAACGGGCAGAGGUUGCUGGUGGCAGGACUGAAGCAGAAAUUUACAUCAGAUUUGCUGCUUCUGAAGUUGACCUUGAGACUGGUAGUGGGUUUAGCCUAAUAGGUAAUAUCAGAAGGAAAAUAUGGGUAACCUUGGCUGUGGCUGUUCCAGUAACUCUGAUUACCUUAGGCCUCUUCAUAUACUUCAGCUGUCUGCGCAAGGGAAAGCUCAUACACAAAGGGAAGGAAUAUACAGGUCACGAUUUAUUGCUCUUUGAUUUCGAUACCGAUCCUAGCUCAACUAACAAUGAAUCUAGCUCUGUUGACAAUGGGAAGAAAAGAUGGAGUAAAAAUAUGGAAUUGCCAUUAUUCAGUUAUGAGAGCGUAUCAGUUGCAACUGAACAAUUCUCAGACAAGCUUGGAGAGGGAGGAUUUGGACCUGUUUAUAAGGGCAAAUUACCGAAGGGACUGGAAAUAGCAGUGAAGAGGCUUUCAGAAAGAUCUGGGCAAGGGCUUGAGGAGUUCAGAAAUGAGACAAUUCUAAUCGCCAAACUCCAGCACCGGAAUCUUGUCAGGCUAUUAGGUUCCUGUAUUGAACGGGAUGAGAAAAUGCUAAUCUAUGAGUACAUGCCAAAUAAAAGCUUGGAUUUCUUUCUCUUUGAUGCAAACAGAGGACAAAUCUUAGAUUGGGGUACACGGAUUCGGAUAAUAGAAGGAAUUGCUCAAGGCCUUCUGUAUCUACAUAGAUAUUCACGGUUACGAAUCAUUCACAGGGAUUUAAAACCUAGCAACAUUCUAUUAGACAGUGAAAUGAAUCCAAAAAUAUCUGAUUUCGGGAUGGCUCGAAUUUUUGGAGGCAAUGAAACUCAAGCAAACACCAACAGGAUCGUUGGAACAUAUGGCUAUAUGUCCCCUGAAUAUGCUAUGGAGGGCCUCUUCUCAAUAAAAUCUGAUGUGUUUAGCUUCGGGGUGCUGGUACUUGAGAUUGUCAGCGGCAAGAAGAAUACUAGUUUCUACCACAGCGGCUCCCUCAAUCUUCUUGGACAUGCAUGGAAGUUAUGGAAUUCUAAUAAAGCUUUGGACUUGAUGGAUCCAAGCCUGGGAGGUCCUCCUUCAACUUCUAUGCUGUUGAGAUACAUAAACAUAGGGCUUCUUUGUGUCCAAGAAAGUCCUGCUGAUCGGCCUACAAUGUCUGAUGUCAUCCCCAUGAUUGUAAAUGAACACGUAGCUCUCCCAGAACCUAAGCAACCUGCUUUUGUUGCAGGCAGAAACGUGGCAGAACCAAGGUCAUUGAUGAGCUUUGCUGGCGUACCUUCCGUGAAUAAUGUGACAAUAACAACGAUAGAUAAAGCUGAUAGCAGCAAUAUGAUCAAAGAAAGCAUUCUCGUAGUUGCUGAAUUCACCAGGGAUAUCUUGUUUUUCUUUCCCUCGUUCUCUGAUCCAUACUCAGUCACAGCUUUACACCCUAAAUUCCACAAAUUAGAGAGGAUGUGUGUUAUUACAAAGCCAAGUUUCUUACUCUUUGUGCUGUUACUAUUCGUUUCCCACUGGAAUUGCUUCUCCAUUGAAGGUGAUACCCUUUUGAUUGGCCAAUCUCUCUCUGCAAACCAAACUCUAAUAUCUCAAAACGGCAUUUUUGAACUCGGUUUCUUCAAGCCAGCCGCUUCUUUUAGCAUUUACCUAGGAAUAUGGUAUAAGAACUUCGCAGAUAAGAUGAUUGUUUGGGUGGCAAACAGGGAGAGCCCUUUAAACAACCCUGCUUCAUCGAAGCUUGAAUUGUCACCGGAUGGCAUUCUUGUCCUACUGACAAAUUUCACCAAAACAGUUUGGUCAACAGCUCUUGCAUCUUCAAUGCCGAAUAACAGUACAGCACAAGCAGCACUUCUUGAUAAUGGAAACUUUGUCAUUAAAGAUGGCUCAAACCCAUCCGCUAUUUACUGGCAGAGUUUUGACAAUCCAACUGAUACAUUGCUACCUGGUGGAAAGCUUGGAAUCAACAAGCACACUGGGAAAGUGCAGAAGCUUAUUUCCUGGAAAAACCCAGAAGAUCCUGCACCAGGUAUGUUCUCGAUUACGAUGGACCCCAAUGGCAGUAGUCAGAUUUUUAUAGAGUGGAACAGGUCACACAUGUAUUGGAGCAGUGGGGUUUGGAAUGGACAAAGAUUUUCCAUGGUUCCUGAGAUGAAUUUGAACUAUUAUUUCAAUUAUAGUUAUAUAUCGAAUGAAAAUGAAAGCUAUUUCACCUUUUCUGUGUACAAUGCUGAAAUGCUCUCAAGAUACGUGAUUGAUGUUUCAGGACAAAUCAAACAAUUAAAUUGGUUAGCAGGUGUUAGGAAUUGGUCAGAAUUCUGGUCCCAGCCAAGUGACCAAGCUGGUGUUUAUGGUUUAUGCGGGGUUUUUGGAGUCUUUCAUGGAAACUCAUCGAGCUCUUGUGAAUGCUUGAAAGGUUUUGAACCAUUAGUACAAAAUGAUUGGUCAAGCGGUUGUGUUAGGAAAUCUCCUUUGCAGUGUCAAAAUAAGAAAAGUACUGGGAAAAAAGAUGGGUUCCUGAAGAUGUCGAUUCUGACAUUACCAGAAAAUUCAAAAGCAUAUCAAAAAGUGAGUGUUGCAAGAUGUAGAUUGUAUUGCAUGAAAAAUUGUUAUUGCGUGGCUUAUGCCUAUAAUAGCAGUGGGUGUUUUUUAUGGGAAGGAGAUCUUAUAAACUUAAAACAGUCAGAGAUUGCUGCUGGGAGGGCUGGAGCAGAAAUUUACAUCAGACUUGCUGCUUCUGAGCUUGAACCUCAGAUUGGUAGUGGCAGUAUCCGAACAGGAGGCAAUAUCAAAUGGAAAAUACGGACAACCUUGGCUGUGGCUGUUCCAGUAACUCUGAUUACCUUAGGCCUCUUCACAUACUUCAGCUGUCUGCGCAAGGGAAAGCUCAUACACAAAGCGAAGGAACGUACAGGUCACAAUUUAUUGCGCUUUGAUUUCGAUGCCGAUCCUAACUCAACUACCAAUGAAUCUAGCUCUGUUGACAAUCGGAAGAAAAGAUGGAGUAAAAAUAUAGAAUUUCCAUUAUUCAGUUAUGAGAGCGUAUCAGUUGCAACAGGACAGUUCUCAGAUAAGCUAGGAGAGGGAGGAUUCGGACCUGUUUAUAAGGGCAAAUUACCCACGGGACUGGAAAUAGCAGUGAAGAGGCUUUCAGAAAGAUCUGGGCAGGGGCUUGAGGAGUUCAGAAAUGAGACAACUCUAAUCGCCAAACUCCAGCACCGGAAUCUUGUCAGGCUACUGGGUUCCUGUAUUGAACGGGAUGAGAAAAUGCUAAUCUAUGAGUACAUGCCAAAUAAAAGCUUGGAUUUCUUUCUCUUUGAUGCAAACAGAGGACAAAUCUUAGAUUGGGGUACACGGAUUCGGAUAAUCGAAGGAAUUGCUCAAGGCCUUCUGUAUCUACAUAGAUACUCGCGGUUACGAAUCAUUCACAGGGAUUUAAAACCUAGCAACAUUCUAUUAGACAGUGAGAUGAAUCCAAAAAUAUCCGAUUUCGGGAUGGCUCGAAUUUUCGGAGGCAACGAAACUCAAGCACACACCAACAGGAUCGUUGGAACAUAUGGCUAUAUGUCCCCUGAAUAUGCUAUGGAGGGUCUCUUCUCAAUAAAAUCUGAUGUGUUUAGCUUCGGGGUGCUGGUACUUGAGAUUGUGAGCGGCAAGAAGAACACUAGUUUCUACCACAGCGACACCCUCCAUCUUCUUGGACAUGCAUGGAAGUUAUGGAAUUCUAAUAAAGCUUUGGACUUGAUGGAUCCAAUCCUGGGAGAUCCUCCUUCAACGGCUACGCUGUUGAGAUACAUAAACAUAGGGCUUCUUUGUGUCCAGGAAAGUCCUGCUGAUCGGCCUACAAUGUCUGAUGUUAUAUCCAUGAUCGCAAACGAACACGUAGCUCUCCCAGAACCUAAGCAACCUGCUUUUGUUGCAUGCAGAAACAUGGCAGAACAAGGACCAUUGAUGAGCUCUUCUGGGGUACCUUCCGUGAAUAAUAUGACAAUAACGGCGAUAGAUGGGAGAUAGUUUUUUCAUCAAGAGGUCUAAAGGACAUGAAGCUACUUCAUCAGAGGAAGCUAUGAGUAUGGAACGUAGACCAAGCUUAUUUGUAUAAGUUCUCCGAUUUGAAUCGUACAAUUGUUUGUUUCAGUUUUUCCUAUUAUUUUCGUUGUAUUGAAACACGAACAACAUCAAAUCAAGUAUUCAUAGAACACAUUUAAUUCAAAUCUUAAAUAUAUUAAAAACUCAUCUUCCUUUCAGUACAAAUUGA
Messenger RNA from Populus trichocarpa (black cottonwood), 5705 nucleotides. RefSeq lists its product as uncharacterized. The coding region runs from base 209 to 5461 and encodes 1750 amino acids. The record is from RefSeq and is a predicted model, not a curated record. Gene Ontology annotation, molecular function: ATP binding; protein serine/threonine kinase activity. The transcript has 14 exons. Gene Ontology annotation, biological process: protein phosphorylation; recognition of pollen. Lineage: Eukaryota; Viridiplantae; Streptophyta; Magnoliopsida; Malpighiales; Salicaceae.